UUCUUCGGCGCCUGCGCCGGGCGCUGUGCGGGUCACCCGCUUCACUGCGUAUGCGCGUCAAUCCAGCGGCGCACCGGUACUGUUAGCCGUCAGCAGGAACGAUGCCGACUGUCAGCGUUAAACGGGACCUUCUGUUCCAAGCUUUAGGGAGGACAUACACCGAUGAAGAAUUCGACGAGCUCUGCUUCGAGUUCGGCCUGGAGCUGGACGAGAUUACGUCGGAGAAGGACAUAAUCAGCCGCGAGCAGGGCGAUCAGAAAGCCGAGGGAGCCUCGGACGUGGUGCUGUAUAAGAUCGACGUACCGGCCAACCGAUAUGACCUGCUGUGUCUGGAGGGACUCGUCCGAGGGCUGCAGGUCUUCAAGGACAAAAUGGAAGCCCCACGUUACCAGCGUGUGAGUCCAGUGAACGGAGACCCACAGCGACUCAUCAUCACUGAAGAGACGGCGAGCGUGAGGCCUCACGCCGUGGCUGCCGUGCUGCGGAACAUCACGUUCACGCCGGAGCGCUAUGACAGCUUCAUCGAGCUGCAGGAAAAACUGCACCAGAACGUCUGCAGGAAAAGGACGCUGGUCGCCAUAGGAACCCACGACCUGGACACCAUCUCGGGGCCGUUCACAUACACGGCUAAAGCACCGGAGGAAAUCCGCUUCAGACCGCUGAAUCAGAGUCAGGAGUACACGGCCACUCAGCUCAUGAGCCUCUACAAGACGGACAACCACCUGAGACAUUAUCUGCACAUCAUUGAGGACGAGCCACUUUACCCCGUCAUCUAUGACAGCAACGGAGUCGUCCUGUCCAUGCCUCCCAUCAUCAACGGUGAUCACAGCAAAAUUUCGGUCAACACGAGGAACGUUUUUAUCGAGUGCACAGCCACGGACGUCACUAAGGCAAAGAUAGUACUGGACACGAUCGUGACCAUGUUCAGCGAAUACUGCGACGAGCCGUUCACGGUUGAGGAGGCGGAGGUGGUGUAUCCUGAUGGCAGGAUGUUCUCCUAUCCUGAGCUGGCCUAUAGGACGGAAACCCUUUCAGCAGACUUCAUCAACCGCAGAGUUGGCAUCAGUGAGACAGUUGGCAGCAUCGCCCAUCUCCUGACCCGGAUGUGUCUGAAGUCGGAGGUCACGGGCGAAGCCGAUCAGAUUCAAGUAGAAAUCCCGCCAACUCGCUCCGAUGUCAUUCACGCCUGUGACAUCAUGGAAGACGCCGCCAUGGCAUACGGUUUCAACAACAUCACCAGGACAACGCCGCGCACCUACACAGUCGCCAAUCAGCUCCCUCUGAACAAGCUGACUGAACUGUUGAGGUCAGAUCUGGCAGCAGCAGGAUUCACUGAAGCUCUCACCUUCGCCCUGUGUUCUCGAGAGGACAUCGCGGACAAACUGGGAAAGAACAUCACCGAGAUGAGAGCCGUACACAUCUCCAACCCUAAAACCGCUGAAUUCCAGGUGGCGAGGACUACACUGCUGCCCGGGCUCCUGAAGACCGUGGCUGCAAACAGAAAGAUGGCGCUACCGCUCAAAUUAUUCGAGAUCUCGGAUGUGGUGCUGAAGGACGAAGACAAAGGAUACGGUGAGGAGAAAUUCCACACAGUGCACUUUGUGUGUGUGUGUGUGUGUCAGAUGUGGGAGCACGUAACAACAGACGUCUGUGUGCGGUUUACUACAACAAGACACCGGGCUUCGAAGUCAUCCACGGCCUCCUGGACCGGCUCAUGCAGUUGCUGGACGUCAAACCGGGUCGUAACCAUGGCUACCACAUCCAGGCAUCAGAAGACUCCACCUUCUUCCCGGGCCGCUGUGCUGAAAUCUUUUUCGGCGGGAAAAGCAUCGGGCGCCUCGGCGUCCUCCACCCCGACGUCAUCAGCGCCUUCGAUCUCACCCUGCCUUGCUCUGCACUCGACGUCGACAUCGAGCCCUUCCUAUAAAGUCUCUACUUAAAUCACACCCACACAGUGAACUUUACAUGCUGUUACUGACGCAUCCUGUAGCUCCGCCCAUAUCGGGAUGUAGUAGGUGGAGUCUUCUCUCUGUCUUGCGUUUAGGGUGAAGGGCACGACUCUGUCUCUCUCUUCAUGUAAUCAUUAAUAAACAGAUAUCUCUAUGUACUUUG
Messenger RNA from Ictalurus punctatus (channel catfish), 2112 nucleotides. It is a transcript of the gene farsb, whose product is annotated as phenylalanyl-tRNA synthetase subunit beta. NCBI's taxonomy places the organism in Eukaryota, Metazoa, Chordata, Actinopteri, Siluriformes, Ictaluridae. Gene Ontology annotation, cellular component: cytoplasm; phenylalanine-tRNA ligase complex. Bases 102 to 1940 code for a protein of 612 amino acids. The record is from RefSeq and is a predicted model, not a curated record. Gene Ontology annotation, biological process: phenylalanyl-tRNA aminoacylation. The transcript has 17 exons. Gene Ontology annotation, molecular function: RNA binding; magnesium ion binding; phenylalanine-tRNA ligase activity.